AUGUCUGCUGUCGGUGAGUUUGUUCCACCUCCGGAAUGUCCUGUUUUUGAGCCAAGUUGGGAGGAUUUCUCGGACCCUCUUGGGUUUAUCAACAAAAUCCGACCCAUCGCCGAGAAAACUGGCAUCUGCAAGAUCAGACCCCCGGAGGACUGGCAACCUCCGUUUGCUUGCGACGUGCGUCACUUCCGGUUUACGCCGAGAGUACAAAGAUUAAAUGAACUUGAGGCGCUUACUCGUGUGAAGCUGAACUUUCUGGAUCAAAUUGCAAAGUUUUGGGAGCUACAAGGGUCGAAGAUUCGUUUCCCACAUGUGGAGCGAAAGGUCCUGGAUCUCUAUCAACUCAGCAAGGUCGUGUCUUCCGAAGGUGGCUUUGAGACGGUGUGUAAAGAGAAGCGGUGGUCCAAAGUGAGCAGCCGAAUGGGUUUCCCACAAGGGAAAGGCACCGGCUCGCUUCUACGGUCUCACUAUGAGAGGAUCCUUUACCCCUAUGAGCUCUUCCAAUCUGGAGCCUCGCUCACUGGCCUCCAGCAACUAUACGAGGAGGGAGAUGACUGCGAGGAAGUGGACGAGGGAGUUGGCGAGGAGGCAGCAGAGGACGAUGACCAAGAGGAGGAUGAAAGGAAAGAUGCCGAGGUUGACACCGCGCAGACAAAAGAACGUCCUCUGGCGGAAAGACGCUCAAGGCGCCUUAAAUCGGAGAGGGAAAACAAAGAACCAAAAGGCCUCAAACUCUUUGGCGCCGCUCCCAAGAUGGUCGACCUUGAAAUUGUGCCGGCAGAUGACGGCUACCACAAGAAGCACCGUCACCUGAAAGCUCAAGCCUUCGCUAUCAAAAUGCGACCGCGCAAGGAGACGCUCGAAGUGAACUUCAUCGACCUCUACUUCUGCCUGAUGUGCGGACGGGGCGACGAGGAAGACCGCUUGCUGCUGUGCGACGGCUGCGACGACAGCUACCACACCUUCUGCCUGAUCCCGCCCUUGCACGACGUGCCGAAAGGCGACUGGCGCUGCCCCAAGUGUGUCGCGGAGGAGUGCAGUAAACCCAGAGAGGCGUUUGGUUUUGAGCAGGCUGUUAGGGAAUACUCGCUACAGAGCUUCGGGGAAAUGGCCGACCAGUUCAAGUCGGACUAUUUCAACAUGCCUGUCCAUAUGGUACCCACUGAGUUAGUGGAGAAAGAGUUUUGGCGCCUGGUUAGCAGCAUCGAAGAGGACGUCAUCGUGGAGUACGGGGCCGAUAUUAGCUCCAAGGACGUGGGUAGCGGUUUCCCAGUUAGGGAUGGCAAGAGGAGACUCCUAGGAGAUGAAGAGGAGUACGCCAACUCCGGCUGGAAUCUGAACAACAUGCCAGUUCUGGAGCAGUCGGUACUCACUCACAUCAACGUGGACAUAUCUGGCAUGAAAGUGCCUUGGCUCUACGUGGGCAUGUGUUUCUCCUCCUUCUGCUGGCACAUUGAAGACCACUGGAGUUACUCCAUUAAUUUCCUGCAUUGGGGAGAGCCCAAAACCUGGUAUGGCGUUCCGGCGUCAGCGGCAGAGCAGUUGGAGGCGGUCAUGAAAAAGUUGGCUCCGGAGCUGUUUCAAUCACAGCCGGACCUUCUCCAUCAACUGGUCACCAUCAUGAACCCUAACAUCCUUAUGGAGCAUGGUGUACCUGUGUACAGGACCAAUCAGUGUGCAGGAGAGUUUGUGGUUACCUUUCCACGAGCUUACCACAGCGGCUUUAACCAAGGCUACAAUUUCGCAGAAGCUGUUAACUUCUGCACUGCCGACUGGCUACCCAUGGGCCGUCAGUGCGUGGCUCACUACCGACGCCUGCGCCGCUACUGCGUCUUCUCGCACGACGAGCUGCUGUGCAAAAUGGCCGCCGAUCCGGAGAGCCUGGACGUGGAGCUAGCGGCAGCCGUCGUCAAGGAGAUGGGGGAAAUGAUGGACGAGGAGACUCGGCUGAGGAAGGCAAUCCAAGAAAUGGGGGUGCUGUCAUCCGAGCAGGAAGUGUUCGAGCUGGUCCAAGAUGACGAACGUCAGUGCCACAAGUGCAAGACUACCUGCUUCCUCUCCGCCCUCACUUGCUCCUGUUCCGAUCGUCUGGUUUGUCUUCAUCACGCGGAAGAUUUAUGCGACUGCCCUCUCAGCAACAAGUGCCUCAGGUAUCGCUAUGAUCUGGAAGAGUUUCCAGCUAUGCUCUACGGUGUGAAGAAUCGCGCACAGUCGUAUGACACGUGGGCGAAAAGGAUUAACGAGGCCUUGUCUGCAGAACAGAAGAACAAGAAAGAUCUAAUCGAGCUCAAGGUUUUGUUGGAGGAUGCGGAGGACAGGAAGUACCCCGAAAAUUUACUUUUCCGUCGCCUCAGAGAGAUGGUCAAAGAGGCGGAGACUUGCUCCUCUGUAGCUCAGAUGUUGCUAAGCCGCAAGCAGAGACACAGCACCCGGCUACGUUCUGAAAGCAGUCGGAGCCGCAGCAAGCUCACUGUGGAUGAGCUAAAGGGUUUCGUGGAGCAACUUUACAGGCUGCCUUGCAUUAUCAGCCAGGCCAGACAAGUCAAGGAGUUACUGGAGAAUGUAGAAGACUUCCACGAACGGGCCCAGAUGGCGCUUGCUGACGAACUGCCCGAUUCGUCCAAGUUGCAGGCCCUUUUGGACCUUGGUAGCGGCCUGGAUGUGGAGUUACCUGAGCUACCUCGUCUUAAACAAGAGCUCCAGCAGGCGCGCUGGCUCGAUGAGGUGCGCAUCACCCUGACGGAGCCUCACCGCGUCACCCUGGAACUGAUGAAGAGGCUAAUCGAUUCCGGGGUUGGUCUGGCGCCCCACCAUGCUGUUGAGAAGGCCAUGGCUGAACUGCAGGAGAUCCUUACGGUCUCGGAGAAAUGGGAAGACAAGGCCCGCGCUUGCUUGCAGGCUAGGCCCCGACACAGCAUGGUGACCUUGGAAAGUAUCGUCUUGGAGGCCAGGAAUAUUCCGGCAUACCUACCUAAUAUUUUGGCUCUACGAGAAGCUUUGCAAAAAGCGAAAGACUGGACUGCAAAAGUGGAUGCUAUUCAGACUGGUACUAGCUUCGCUUACCUGGAGCAACUGGAGACCCUUCUGGCUCGAGGUCGUUCCAUCCCGGUACGUCUCGAUCCACUGGCCCAGGUGGAGUCUCAGGUGGCUUCGGCAAGAGCCUGGAGGGAGAGGACCGGUCGCACAUUCCUGAAGAAAAACUCCACUUACACGCUACUACAGGUACUCAGUCCUCGCGUGGACAUCGGCGUGUACGGUAACAGCAAGAGCAAGCGCAAGCGAGUGCGUGAGCUCAUGGAGAAGGAGCGAGGAGGCUUCGACCCCGACGCCUUGAGCGACCUGGACGAAAACCUGGAGGAGGCGCGAGAACCCUCCGCCGUCGUUGCCGCUUUUAAAGCCAAAGAGCAAAAAGAGGUGGAGGCCAUCCACUCCUUACGCGCAGCCAACCUAGCCAAGAUGGCCAUGGCCGACCGCAUCGAGGAAGUUAAAUUCUGCCUCUGUCGGAAGACUGCCAGCGGCUUCAUGUUGCAGUGCGAGCUGUGCAAGGAUUGGUUCCACGGGGUGUGCGUACCCCUGCCCAAAACGGGAACGCAGAAAAAACUUGGCACUGGUUGGCAGAGCAAUAGCAAGGACUCCAAAUUUCUAUGCCCGCUGUGUCAACGGUCUAGGCGGCCGAGGUUAGAGACUAUCUUGUCUCUGCUGGUGUCGCUACAGAAGCUUCCAGUGCGGCUACCAGAAGGAGAAGCCCUCCAGUGUUUAACUGAGAGGGCAAUGAGCUGGCAGGAUCGGGCCCGUCGAGCUCUUGCCACGGAGGAACUGUCAUCCGCCCUCGCGAAGCUCUCCGUGUUGAGCCAGCGCAUGGUGGAGCAAGCUGCCCGAGAGAAGACUGAGAAGAUCAUAAACGCCGAGUUGCAGAAGGCUGCAGCCAACCCUGACUUGCAGGGUCACAUCCAGACCUUCCAGCAAUCAGGUUUCAGCAGAGCCACGUCACCUCGGCAGUCCGUGGACUAUGACGAUGAGGAGACAGACUCUGAUGAGGACAUCAGGGAGACGUACGGUUACGACAUGAAGGAUCCAGGGGAAGUGAAGCCUUACCUCUUCUGUGACGACGAGAUACCUGUAAAGUCCGAGGAAGUUGUUAGUCACAUGUGGCCGACUGCCACGCCUUCGUUCUGCGCUGAACACGCGUACUCCUCAGCUUCCAAGUCCGUUGUACAAAAUGUGGGAACGCCACGAAAGCAGCCCAGGAAGACACCACUGGUUCCUCGCAGUCUGGAACCACCAGUUUUGGAGCUGUCGCCGCAAGCUAAGGCUCAGCUGGAAGACCUGAUGAUGCUAGGUGACCUGCUGGAGGUGUCUCUGGAUGAGACUCAGCAUAUCUGGAGGAUCCUGCAGGCCACGCAUCCUCCUUUGGAGGAGAGGUUCCUGCAGGUUAUGGAGCCUGAUGACGGUCCAAUCGGAAAGUCUCUGAAAAUCAAGAUCAAAGAUUCCGAGAGGAAAAGGAAACGGAAGUUGGAGCGAGCCGAGCACCACCACCACCACAUGCUCAUGUCCUCCGCCGGUGGAGCCGGGACGCUAGGCGGCGUGCGGUCGUCCAAGUCCAAGGAACUGAAAAGGACCGGCCUAGAACUGGGACUCGGGGGCAAACCCAAGAAAAAGAAACUGAAACUCGGCCUGGACAAGAACCGAGAGAUGAAGCAGCUAGCUAAAAGGUUAGCCAAGGAGGAGAAAGAGCGGAAGAGGAAGGAGAAAGCAGCCGCCAAGGCCGAGGCUAUCAGGGAGGGGUUGGAGAAGCGAAAGGAGAAAAAAAUUCUGGACAUUCCCUCCAAGUACGAAUGGUCCGGAGCCGAAGACUCCAAUGACGAGAACGCCGUAUGCGCGGCUAAAAACUGCCAAAGACCGUGUAAAGACAAGGUGGACUGGGUGCAGUGCGACGGAGGCUGCGACGAGUGGUUCCACCAGGUGUGCGUGGGCGUCUCGUGCGAAAUGGCCGAAAAUGAAGACUACAUCUGCGUGGACUGCUCCCUAAAAGCCGCGGGAUCCCGCUCGGCCGAGGCGGAACCGGCCCAGGAAACCGUGGUGAUGCUAGCCACGCCGAACCUGCUAGCGACAACCGGCACGUCGUGGUCCCGCACCGCCGUGCAUCUAAACCCAGCAGAGGAACCUCACAACAGUUAG
This is a messenger RNA of Nerophis lumbriciformis (worm pipefish), 5175 nucleotides long. Lineage: Eukaryota; Metazoa; Chordata; Actinopteri; Syngnathiformes; Syngnathidae. The record is from RefSeq and is a predicted model, not a curated record.